Sporothrix brasiliensis 5110 is the source of this 624-nucleotide messenger RNA. RefSeq lists its product as uncharacterized. The record is from RefSeq and is a predicted model, not a curated record. Bases 1 to 624 code for a protein of 207 amino acids. The transcript has a single exon. NCBI's taxonomy places the organism in Eukaryota, Fungi, Ascomycota, Sordariomycetes, Ophiostomatales, Ophiostomataceae. Gene Ontology annotation, cellular component: extracellular region.
AUGAAGGUCUCUACAGCACUCCUGGCCGCCGCCUCUGCGGUGUCGGCGUCGCCGAUUGUCAAUGAAACGUGGCACGCCUUCGACGCCCGUGCUGCCGACGCCACAUCGGUCAUCAUCCCACGCAACGGUUACGCCGACAUCGCUGUCAGCACCCACAACACGCACCGCCAGAAACACUCGGCUCCCCCCAUGUCAUGGAACGCCGGCUUGGCCGGUUACGCCGGUGCUGUGGCGUCCUCAUGUGUAUUUGCGCACAAUCUGGGCCCCGGUGGCGGCGGCUACGGUCAGAACCUUGCUGUGUCCGGCUCGAGCGCCGACAUUACCAACGCCGACCCCAACACGUUUCUUACCCAAGCCGUCACGAGUAUGUGGUACGACGGCGAACUGCCCUUGUACCCGGGCUACGGCCAGCCGACCCCCGACAUGUCCAACUUUAGCAAAUGGGGCCACUUCUCGCAGCUCGUCUGGGUGGCCUCGACGGAGGUUGGCUGUGCGACGCACUACUGCCCGGCAGGCACCAUAUUCCCGGCGCUCAACUCAUGGUACACUGUCUGCGACUACAAGGCCGCGGGCAACGUGGCCUCACAGUACGGCAAAAAUGUGCUGCCGCCGCAGGGUAUGUGA